This is a messenger RNA of Chilo suppressalis (striped riceborer), 1299 nucleotides long. Lineage: Eukaryota; Metazoa; Arthropoda; Insecta; Lepidoptera; Crambidae. The record is from the annotation of a GenBank genome assembly.
CGAAGAGCAAGAUAAAUGAGUAGAUUAGUUAAUUAUAAAUUAAGAACGGGCGUUGACAAGCUACUGAUAUGAAGACUUUAAUUAUACAGUUUUGUAUUGGUGUAAUAGCUCUCUCUAGUUACAUGGAAAAUGGAGUAUCAGGCCAACUCUACUCCGCACCAGUAAUACGCACAUCCAGUGACAAUGACAAUGAACUGGGCGUACUCCUCACAGUAUUACUGCUAGCGUCACGCAACAAAGGUUCCAGCGGAAAUUGCGGUUGUUGCAACUGCUGCGGUGGUGGGAACAUCCCGAUACCUUACCCGAUACCGAUACCGACUAACAAUCCGAUUAUUAAUACGUAUCGAGGGUAUGAUGAUGGCUACGGCGAUGAUGAUAGAGGCAGCGCAGCCAUCAGCUCGUCUUUUUCAAGUGCGACAGGUGGAGCUGGCGGCGCGGGCGGUAACGCAGAAAGCGAGCCCGAACAAAACGUUUACAUAGUAACAAACAGUGGCAGCUACGCAGCCAAUGAAGUUAAAUCUAACUCAAACGCUGCAAGCUCCAGCGGCGCAGCAUCCAACAGCGGGAACAGAUAAACCAACUUUGACUGGAUUUAACUCUGAUAGCGGUGAAAAAGGAUUCAGAAGAUAUAGCUAAAUAAUUGACUUGAAUUGGCUGAUAUUGCGGGACACUUGAACAUCGACAUGAAUAUUGUGACAGUGAUACCAAACGACACACUUCAUGAAAGUGUUUUCAUAUUGCCACGAGGUAUCCUGAAAUUAGCGUUAAUGCGAAUGCAUUAAAGAAAGAUAGCUGCUCUUUAUCUUCUUGCCUGCAGCUGUUAUAUAGCAUAUAGUGUUGGUAGUGAGUACAGUUGCCGACCAGCGCUCUUAAUGUAAGGAGUAGGGAAUAGCAUCAGGGUAGAUACUUCAAGUGUUAGGCUAACAACUCACGGCUUGAUUUUUCCCAGCACCCGCAGUGGAUGCCGUAAAUAUCCGUGCACUCUGCGAGCGUAAAUCGCGCCGUGAAAUUUGCUUUAUCAUGCACACUCAUAUUUACGUCUGCUCGGUUGUCUCCGUUUGUCUGCCGUCACAAUAUGUAAUCAGAUUUAAAAUAUCUGCAAGUUUUUAUCAUGUCUUUGAUUAGAGUAGCUAUAUAUUUUGUGUCCUCUAAUGCAAUGAAGUUUUUUAAUGUGUGAUACCUGACGCUAUUGAGAUUUUAGCAUUUAAAACAUAUUGUAAAUAAAUUGUGUAGUAGUUAUAUAAAGGUUUUUAUGAUUGUUUUAGAAUUAAGGAGGUAUAAAAUGUUAAUAAAUUCAAC